AUUUACAUUAACAUAAAAAAAAUUAUAACUUAUUCUUCAGAACUCGGACUUCCAUCUGUUGUUGCAUUCAUGUAAUGCUCCGAUUCGAGUUGGUACGAAGCCUCUUGAGCUCGACGUCUUGCCAAGAGCCAAUCUUGGUUGCAAACCAGUGUUUCAAGAGAUUCAGCGCUAAGACAACUUGAUAGUCGGUUAGAAUGUUGCCGCCAGCACUGAAUUCUCGUUCAACUGCUACGGUUGAUACCGGAACGGAUAACACUUGUCUUGCUAGCAUGCCGAGACAUGGGAACAUGUGUUCGUUCCGCUUCCACCAUCCGAGCACGUCAAAAUCCACUUCGUCCUCAUCAUGUCUUGAAAAGCCAAGCGAGGAGUUAAACGGAGGGUGGAUACAUGUGUGAUGCUAAUGAAUUAAGCAGAUCACAUAAGAAGAUCACAUAAGCAUCUCCGUUUUCAGUUCCAUCUGUCCAUGGCCGCUAGGUGAUUUGAUCAUCUUUUUCCAUCAUCUCCGAUGGAGCCAAAAUUUCACCAUUUUUUGGCUUUGGGGUGUGAUGGAAUAAAUCAAAAUGGAUCUCUAAACUGUCUGCGCUUCUUUAAUUAAUGAAGUAGCAGUUAGUCAAGCAAUGCAACUUUCGACGUUGAGCCGGGGGUCUCUUUGGAAACAGCCUCUCUACUUUCGAGUAGGGG
Messenger RNA from Cuscuta campestris, 681 nucleotides. The record is from the annotation of a GenBank genome assembly. Lineage: Eukaryota; Viridiplantae; Streptophyta; Magnoliopsida; Solanales; Convolvulaceae.